CUAUCAUGGACGGGAGUGACGUCACAAAUCAGGUCGCUUAUGACACCAAAAGGACCAUCCUUCGAGAAUGUAAACAAACGUUACGUGUUGUUCCUGCUCCAGUCCUGCCAUCCAUCCCUAUGUUACGUAUCAUGGCAGAAGGGGGUGAAGUUGCCAAGGCCCUCAAGCACGUCUUAGAACGGGUGGCAGUUGCUACGCAGAAGAGGAAUCAAGAUGUUGCUGCUCUGUUCCCACAGCCUCGUUUGGUUGCAGUCAGCAAAACCAAACCUAAAGAAAUGAUUAUCGAAGCCUAUGCUUGUGGUCAGAGACAUUUUGGUGAAAAUUAUGUGCAGGAAUUAUUGGAUAAAGGUCAUGAUGAAGAGAUGUUAUCAACAUGUCCUGAUAUUAAAUGGCACAUGAUAGGGCAUCUUCAGAGUAAUAAAGUUAACAAGGUCGUGAGCGUACCAAACCUCUACUGUAUUGAGACAAUCGAUACAGCUAAAUUAGCUACAGCAGUCAACAAUGCAGCUGGUAAACACUUGAAAGAUGAAAAGCUCGUGGUGUUCGUUCAGGUUAAUACUAGUGGCGAAGAAAAUAAAAGUGGUAUCAAUCCCGAUAAUGUAAAUGAUUUGGUGAGCCAUGUAUUGAAGAAUUGCCCAAACCUUAAGCUGGCUGGUCUCAUGACCAUAGGAGCAUUUGAUCAUGAUCUCUCAAAGGGACCCAAUCCAGAUUUUCAGUCUUUACUCAAGUGUAGAGCUGAAGUUUGUGAAGCCCAGUGCAUGGAACCAAAGGAUAUAGAACUUUCUAUGGGGAUGUCUAAUGACUUUGAACAUGCGAUUGACGUAGGCAGCACCAACGUGAGGGUAGGCAGCACAAUAUUCGGUGCCCGUAACUAUCAAAAGUAGUCUUAGGCAUAGGUAUUUAAUUUUAAAUAUUGUGAUAUAUAGUAUCUUUUUUUGGUUUUAAAUUUUUAAUUGUUGGUUUUUUUUUAACAAAGUUACCUCUACCGUGAUACAUACAUUCUUCAUACAGGAAUACUAUGUAUUCUGUUUAAUUUUAUAGUGCAUCAUUAUGUACUACAGUUGUUAUUAACAAUGGGCUAGUCACAAAUAUGUUUUGAUUGUCAUUCAUGUCGAGUUUUUAUUGACCAUAAAAUUAAUUGGAAUGGAAAGUGGAUGACCACCAGUUCAGAUAUGGCCAAUUUCUUGAGAGAUUGACCCAAGAAAUAUUAAUCUUGAUUGAUUUCGAGCAUUUAUAGAUAAUAAAGUCAUAAGGGCAUGGAAGAGUAUAGGUUGAUUGUUCCUUCAAGCCUUAACCCUUCAUGGAUGGGUACCCUCAUAUGAGUAGCAAUAACAUGUUUUGGGUGGUGGAUGGAUUCACUCAUGGUGAGCAUCAAUAUUACAUGCCAUCGAUUUAGGGGAAUCAGGCGGAACAGAGAUUAUAUUACUUCUAUAGCACAUAAAUUCACUAAUGGCAACUUUUUUACUGGCUCAUCAACGAAGUAGGCGGCUCAUGAGUUGGUUGUGAUCUUGACUUGACUUCAAGGUGGGAUUUUGCAUUUCUCUUCCUUCCCAGGACAUCUUUUUAUUUAUUUGCUCUUAAGUAUACCCAGGGGUUGCUGUGGGUUUUAGUUCUUAUCUUUUAUGAUAGUAUGUCAGUUAUAUAUAAUUGUAAUUUUGCAAAAAAAUAUUAGGAAAACUUGUAUAAUCCUAAAAAGUUACUGCCUCAUCGAUCUCGGUAAAUUUACUUCAAUAUUUUACAACAAUUAUACUCAGAAUUUGUUACUGAUUUUAGUUCUUAUCUGUUUUGAUAUUGUAUGAGCUGUAAUUAUAAUUUUACAAAAUAAAAUAAUUUAUUAGAAAAAACAUGUAUAACUUGGUGAAAGUUUACGAUUGUUCUGUAAGAUAGGCCUCACAAGGGGUUGUAAAUAGUCUUUUUCUACUUCUUGUGGAAGGUAGGGAGAGUUUUUUUUAGUUUUUCUUAAACCAUAUGCAUUUGCACAUCUUUAUCUUUUCAUUGAUCCAUUGAUUUUUUUUCUUUUUCUUAAAUUGGCCGACCUCAAAAGUUUCCUUGGCCUGGGGUGCGUCAUGUUUUUUUUUUUUAGCCCCGGCUCUUUAAGGGAUGACAGUCUUCCAUUUAUUGUUGGUGCAGUUUGGCUAAGUAAACUUUUCAUAAUAACAAAAAUACUAAAGAGUUAUUGCUGCAGACAGGCAUUGUUUUAGCUUAUAUCCAGUAUGAUUGUAAGUCAAUGGUUUUGACAAGUUUAAUAAAGGGAAUAUGACCA
This is a messenger RNA of Macrobrachium nipponense, 2263 nucleotides long. RefSeq names its product pyridoxal phosphate homeostasis protein-like. The transcript has 7 exons. Bases 6 to 884 code for a protein of 292 amino acids. Gene Ontology annotation, cellular component: intracellular anatomical structure. Lineage: Eukaryota; Metazoa; Arthropoda; Malacostraca; Decapoda; Palaemonidae. The record is from RefSeq and is a predicted model, not a curated record. Gene Ontology annotation, molecular function: pyridoxal phosphate binding.